GGCAGUUCCACUCGCGCCGUUUGGCAAAUUUAUAUUUUGACUGGAUCUUGUAAAGUUGUUGUUUCAUCAUACCAUUACCCUCACCGCACACGUUGUGCAACAUCAUGAACAACUUUCUAGAACUGUACGAGCCUUUGGAUAUUAUUGGCAAUGGUUCAUUCGGAAUCAUUCGUAAAGUCAGAAGGAAGUCGGAUGGCCAGAUCCUUGCAAGAAAGGAGCUCAACUUCGAGAGAAUGAGUGACCGUGAUAGGAAACAAAUCGUUGCUGAAGUUAACAUCUUGAAAGAUUUGCACCACGAACAUAUUGUACGAUAUCACGACCGUCACGUCGACCGAGAUGCUGGCAUCUUGUACAUCCUUAUGGAAUACUGUGGCGGAGGGGAUUUAUCCACUGUCAUAAAGCAGGCGCAAAAGUACAACCGACCCGUGCCAGAGGACACGAUUUGGAACUACUUCAUGCAAAUUUUGCUUGCGCUUCAUUAUUGUCAUCACCCUGGUAGCAAUGGACGAACAGGUAGUGGCACGUUCGAAGGUGAUGCCAAGAGGCCGCAGAUUCUACAUCGAGACCUCAAGCCAGAUAAUGUCUUUUUGGACCAAUCAAAUACCGUGAAACUUGGUGACUUCGGCUUGUCAAAAGCGCUGUCCCAGGCAAACUUUGCGAAUACAUAUGUUGGGACACCAUAUUAUAUGUCUCCUGAGCUAAUGCAAGAACGGGCCUACGAUUCCAAGUCUGAUAUCUGGUCUCUGGGCUGUCUCAUAUACGAGCUUUGCGCCCUGAAGCCGCCAUUUCAUGAAGCUAAGACUCAUGCAGAAUUGAGUAUAUUUAUACGGAAUGGCCGGAUACCUCCCUUACCGAAAGGGUACAGCCAGGCGCUGUCAAGUGUCAUCAAAGCAAUGUUGAACCUUAAUCCCGCGAUGAGGCCUUCGGCAGUUCAGCUUCUCCAACACGAGCGCUUAGAGCUCGUUUUCAAGGUCUCAGAGACUGAAAAGAUGCUCACUACAGUGAAAUCACACAAAGUAGCUGUUGUUACGAAAGAGCGGGAAGUCGCUGCCCGUGAGGCAGCCCUCGCAGAACGGGAAGCACGGCUAGCAUCCAUUGUAUCCGAAAAAGAUCACGAAAUUGUCCGACUCCGCGAGCUCUUGGGACAGGCAGAGGCCCUCUCAGAACAACGGCUACGUGAUGUGCGAAAACGUAUGGAGGAAGUGAUGGCGCUGCGUGAGGAAGAGCUCGAACAGCAUGUGCGCCAGCGUGAUCAGGAACUAUUUGCGUGGUGGACAACAAGAGAGCAGGAGAUAAGAGCAGGGAUGAUGAAGGAACUAGAGGACAAGGUGAAUUGGGUCCGAGGGAGGGAAGAAGAGCUCGAGGCAGAGCAGGGGAAAUUGGACGAAGCAAGGCAAGAUUUAGAACUGAGGAUGAAAGCAGUAGAAGAGAAGGCUGCAAACGAAGCUAAAGGAUACAAAGACAAGACACCCCUAGAAGAAGUGAAAAACCUCCUUGCACCUCUCGCGCAGAUGACUCAGGACUGCCGCCUGCGGUCUGCCCAACGGCGGUCGCAGGACGUUUCCUUCAUGAACACGACCAUGACGCUCGAAACCCCGAUUAACCGUCCCAUCAAACCUGUCGUACCCUUUUCAGCGAUGAAAGGUGUCAUCUUGACAGAUACUGGCGAACCGUUAGCAACACCUACUCCAGCUCAGCUCGUCGAGCUUUUCGUCAAAUCACCAAAAGUGAAUAUCGAGUUCGCCAAGAUAUUUGACUUUGACGAGGGGGCUGAGAGCUCCGAUGCAGAAGGGGAAGGUGACGCCGACUUGCCACCUUCCCCGUCGAAACGAGAACGAAGAAGUCCCGAGAUGACUGCCUCAGCCUCGUCAUCAAGAGACCCGAAUGUUGUCCCCCCCACACGUCUACGCAAGCCGUCCAUGCGAGGAUCUGUUCGACGUGCGCCUCUCCGGAGAACUGCGACUCUACCGGCAUCUGCCUCCGACCCUACAGGAUUCGCAUCCUCAUCACGACCCUCGAAGUCAACAACCUCACGCACAGAGUCUACAGAUGCUUGUACGACCACAAAGACAGCGCCCCCCAUGCCGACAGAAUAUGACCUUUCUGAUGAAGAAAAUUUACCGAGUCCUUUCCUCAAGCGCAUUGAACGUGAACGAGCGAUAGCUCCUGGAACUUUUCGGACGACGAAACGUCCAGGCCCCGGCAACCUCUUGCGCAUCGUCGCAGCUGCGAACAAUGCCAAGCAGGGGAAGCAACCUCACGCUGCAGGAAUGACCGGUCAUAGCACUCGGCCGUCGCUUGCAGGUGCUCGGAAGGCGAGUGAGGAGGCACGGAAGGCAUUGUCACGAUCAUGACAUGUAGUGUACUGUAUGUAGAAUCAUUUUGUUUUAUUGCAUUGAUAUUUUAAUGAACCCUUCGUGGUGUGGGUCACGUAUAAGUAUACGUAGAAAUUCGGUUACCUUUGAUGGGUGGUAU
Suillus subalutaceus is the source of this 2475-nucleotide messenger RNA. Its product is annotated as kinase-like domain-containing protein. The record is from RefSeq and is a predicted model, not a curated record. Gene Ontology annotation, biological process: chromosome segregation; protein phosphorylation. Gene Ontology annotation, molecular function: protein kinase activity; ATP binding. NCBI's taxonomy places the organism in Eukaryota, Fungi, Basidiomycota, Agaricomycetes, Boletales, Suillaceae. Gene Ontology annotation, cellular component: nucleus; centrosome; cytoplasm. Bases 105 to 2354 code for a protein of 749 amino acids. The transcript is spliced from 9 exons.